Molecule: messenger RNA, 702 nt
Organism: Candidozyma duobushaemuli
Lineage: Eukaryota; Fungi; Ascomycota; Pichiomycetes; Serinales; Metschnikowiaceae
Exons: 1
Coding region: 1-702 (233 amino acids)
Source: RefSeq, a predicted model, not a curated record
AUGUCGAGUUUCCGCCGAAUGAACAAAAGCAUUCCCAGUCAGGUGACCAAACCUGUAUUGGCUGAAAUCAAAGGUGAAAAAGCCAUCGACAAAACCCGUGCUGAAGCCUUGUUGACCAAGUUCAUCAGUACCAGUGAAGCCAUCGCAUCGGCCAUACCCGGCAGCGGUGACGCUGUUGAGUUUUCCGGCACUGGAUUCUCCAACUUUGCCGGAAGCAACCCCAAGCUCGGACAGUUGAAGAGAGUGCAAAGAGAGUUGCGUGGGCUUCCGCCUCUUCUGGCUGAACUUGAAACCGAGUACAAGGAAGAGCCACAGAACAAGAAGAUCACUUUUGGCGACGACGGAGAGCCACAGAAUAAGAAGAUUAAGUUUGACAGCGAAGAGCCUGAGGAGACCGAGCAGCCUGAGCAACCAGAGGACGCUGAGGCCGAUGCUGUAGCUGAGGGUGAAGAGGAGGCACAGGAAUUGGCUGAAGAAGAGGAGGAACAAGAAGAAGCGGCUGCCGAGGUUGCCGAUGUUGAAACUCCAGUUAGCAAAAAGAGACUGCGUGAAGACGACGAAGAGGAGGAGAGCAGCAAGAAGCUGAAGACGGAGAAGCUGGAGAAGAAGGAGAAGAAGGACAAGAAGGAAAAGAAGGAGAAGAAGGACAAGAAGGAGAAGAAGGAAAAGAAAGAGAAGAAGAAGAAGUCCAAGGACGAGUAG